UUAUUAUCGAAACAAACAUGGCAGCUUACUGUUGCUGCACACUGUUCGAAGGUUGUAGUUAAUUUGAAAGGUUGUCACAGAAAUACAGUCAACAUGCUCAGCCUGACGAUAAGGGAGGUGUCUUUGGCGCUCAGGGAAGGACGGAUCUCCCCAACAGAGCUUUGUAGGAGGUGUCUGAACCGCAUCAAGAAAACUCGACAUCUUAAUGCUUACCUCACUGUAACAGAGGAGUUGGCGCUGAAGCAGGCUCAAGAAGCAGAAGCCAGACUUUUGCAAGGUGUCCCCAAAGGUCCUCUGGAUGGAAUCCCCUUUGCAGUCAAGGAUAACUUCUGCACAGAGAAUAUCAAGACCACAUGUGCUUCCAGAAUGCUCAGAGACUACACUCCACCUUACAAUGCUACAGUGGUCCAGAGGCUCCUGGACCAAGGUGCAGUUCUGGUGGGAAAGACCAACAUGGAUGAAUUUGCUAUGGGUGCAGGGAGUACCGAUGGAGCUUUCGGUCCAGUAAAGAAUCCCUGGAGCUAUGCUGCUCCUUACAGAGAGCAGACAGGGGCAGAACCAGACUCUGACUGGGUCAUCACUGGAGGAAGUUCAGGAGGAAGUGCAGCAGCUGUAGCCUCACUCACCAGCUACCUGGCUUUAGGUUCAGACACAGGUGGUUCCACUCGUAACCCAGGAGCACUGUGUGGUGUGGUGGCCCUGAAACCGACCUACGGCCUCCUGUCCAGACAUGGUCUCAUUCCUCUGGUCAACUCCAUGGACGUCCCCGGCAUUUUGACCCGCAGUGUCAGUGAUGCAGCCACCAUCUUAGGUAUCCUCCAAGGCCUUGAUGUUAAAGACUCAACAACAAUCCCUGCCCCUUCAUCCCUGACAGAGCUACCUGAAGACUUUGAUGUCAAGAAUAUGUGUAUAGGCAUCCCUAAGGAGUACCACGCCCCAGGGCUCUCUGAGGAAGUUAUAGCUCAGUGGAGUCGUGUUGCUGACAUGUUUGAGAGAGCAGGGGCGAGGGUGGAGCAAGUCUCCCUCCCCCACACCCAGUACUCCAUUGUGUGCUACCACGUUCUGUGCCACGCUGAAGUGGCAUCUAACAUGGCCCGUUUUGACGGCCUCGAGUAUGGCCACCGUAGCGAGGUGAACAGCUCAACAGAGGCCAUGUAUGCUUCAACCCGACAUGAGGGCUUCAAUGACGUAGUGAGAGGGAGGAUUCUGUCGGGAAACUACUUCCUGCUUAAACAGAACUACCAGCACUACUUUGUAAAGGCCCAGAAAGUCCGCCGGCUCAUAGCAGAUGAUUUCAAGCAUGUGUUCAGCUCAGGUGUUGACGUGCUGCUGACACCCACCACUCUGACUGAUGCAGCCCGUUACUCCGACUUCACACAGGAAGACAACCGGACACGCAGCGCGCAGGAAGACAUCUUCACCCAGCCUGUCAACAUGGCAGGUAUCCCCGCUGUUUCAGUUCCAACCGCAUUAUCAAGACGAGGCCUUCCCAUUGGCUUACAGCUCAUUGGCCCUGCCAUCCAAGACAAGAAGCUGCUCAGUGUCGCACAAUGGAUUGAGCAGAGGGUUGGGUUUCCCGCCAUCAGUCAGUACAGGAAUGACACAAGAAUGAUUCGAAAGGGAGCAGACUUCAGCUGUAUGAAGAGAACUGUAGACACAAGGAACCAACUGCUGACAAAGUCACUAAUUACAGGCACACAUAAUGGACUUAAAGUUUAACCAUCAUGAACAUUCUUUGCUUGUAAGAUGCCUUUUUAGGAUGUUUUCAGUGGGGUAAUCUCCAUCAAUCACAUGCUAUGAUAGCUCAAAGUUUCCUUGAUGGAAUUCAAAUAAUUACACCAUGUGAAAACCUCAGUUUUGGCAGGGACAUGGUCUUUAACCUGUCAAAUGCUGCUGCAUUUGUUGUCUGAAUAUGCUACUGUUGCUAUUGAAUAAAUGCAAGUUGGGUGAUUUA
Lates calcarifer (barramundi perch) is the source of this 1954-nucleotide messenger RNA. It is a transcript of the gene qrsl1, whose product is annotated as glutaminyl-tRNA amidotransferase subunit QRSL1. The record is from RefSeq and is a predicted model, not a curated record. The coding region runs from base 94 to 1719 and encodes 541 amino acids. Lineage: Eukaryota; Metazoa; Chordata; Actinopteri; Centropomidae. The transcript has 11 exons. Gene Ontology annotation, molecular function: glutaminyl-tRNA synthase (glutamine-hydrolyzing) activity. Gene Ontology annotation, cellular component: glutamyl-tRNA(Gln) amidotransferase complex; mitochondrion. Gene Ontology annotation, biological process: glutaminyl-tRNAGln biosynthesis via transamidation; mitochondrial translation.